Molecule: messenger RNA, 2966 nt
Organism: Vitis riparia (riverbank grape)
Lineage: Eukaryota; Viridiplantae; Streptophyta; Magnoliopsida; Vitales; Vitaceae
Product: transducin beta-like protein 3
Exons: 14
Coding region: 72-2735 (887 amino acids)
Biological process (GO): endonucleolytic cleavage in 5'-ETS of tricistronic rRNA transcript (SSU-rRNA, 5.8S rRNA, LSU-rRNA); endonucleolytic cleavage to generate mature 5'-end of SSU-rRNA from (SSU-rRNA, 5.8S rRNA, LSU-rRNA)
Cellular component (GO): 90S preribosome; nucleolus; small-subunit processome
Molecular function (GO): protein binding; U3 snoRNA binding
Source: RefSeq, a predicted model, not a curated record
ACCCUUCUGCUUUCAGCCCCCUCUCUCUCUCUGCAACUAGAGAGGGAAAACACCUACCCUCAUCCUCUCUCAUGGCGUCUCCGACGUUGAAGAAGAACUACAGGUCCACACCGGCGCUGCAGCAAUUCUACACAGGCGGCCCCUUCGCCGUCGCUUCCGACGGCUCCUUCAUUGUCUGCGCCUGCGACGAUGCCAUCAAAAUCGUGGACUCCUCCAAUGCUUCAAUCAGGUCUGUCGUCGAAGGUGACUCACAGACCGUCACAGCUCUCGCUCUCAGUCCCGAUGACAGACUGCUUUUCUCCUCGAGCCAUAGCAGGCAGAUUAGGGUUUGGGAGCUUUCAUCGCUCAAGUGUAUUCGCUCUUGGAAGGGGCAUGAGGGUCCUGUGAUGGGCAUGGCUUGUGAUGCCUCAGGUGGAGUGCUUGCAACAGCAGGAGCUGAUAGGAAAGUCCUUGUAUGGGAUGUUGAUGGGGGUUACUGCACUCAUUAUUUCAAAGGCCACAAAGGGGUUGUUACUAGUAUCAUUUUCCAUCCCGAUGUGAAUCGUCUUCUUCUUGUAUCUGGAAGUGAUGAUGCGACUGUAAGAGUGUGGGAUCUCAUGAGCAAGAAGUGUGUUGCAACCCUGGAAAGGCACUUUUCAGCAGUGACUUCUUUGGCAGUGUCUGAAGAUGGAUGGACCUUGCUCAGUGCUGGAAGAGACAAGGUUGUAAACUUGUGGGACCUUCAUGACUAUAGCUGCAAAUUGACUGUCCCAACAUAUGAGGUGCUUGAAGGCGUAUGUGUGAUUCAUUCCAAGUCUCCCUUUGCUUCAUCUCUAGAUUCAUACAAACGGCAGAAGGGUAGGAAGAAGAAAAGUGAGUCACCAGCAAUUUAUUUUAUCACGGUUGGAGAACGUGGGACUGUUCGAAUAUGGAACUCUGAAGGUGCAGUUUGCCUAUUUGAGCAGCAAUCCUCGGAUGUCACUGUCAGCUCAGACAGUGAUGACUCUAAAAGGGGUUUCACUGCUGCCACUAUCCUGCCCUUAGAUCAAGGAUUGCUUUGUGUGACUGUUGAUCAACAGUUUCUUUUCUAUUCUACACUGACAUAUUCUGAAGAGAUGUUGAAGUUAAUGCUGAGUAAAAGGCUUGUAGGAUAUAAUGAAGAGAUUGUGGAUAUGAAGUUUCUUGGUGAGGAUGAACAAUUUCUUGCUGUUGCUACAAAUCUUGAACAGGUACAAGUGUACGACCUUGCCUCCAUGUCAUGUUCCUAUGUACUGUCAGGUCAUACUGGCAUUGUUCUCUGCCUUGACACCUGUGUAUCGAGUUCUGGAAGAACAUUUGUCGUAACAGGAAGCAAGGACAACAGUGUUAGGUUAUGGGAAUCAGAAAGCAGAUGUUGCAUUGGUGUUGGUACAGGUCAUACUGGAGCUGUUGGAGCUGUUGCUUUUUCAAAGAAGUGGCGGAACUUCUUUGUUAGCGGUAGUAGUGACCGCACCCUCAAGGUUUGGAGUUUGAAUGGUCUGUCUGAUGACACAGAACAGCCUAUCAGUUUGAAGGCAAAAGCAGUUGUAGCUGCCCACGAUAAAGAUAUAAAUUCAUUGGCUGUUGCACCAAAUGAUAGUCUUGUUUGUAGUGGUUCUCAGGACCGCACUGCUUGUGUAUGGAGGCUUCCUGAUCUAGUGUCUGUGGUUGUACUUAAAGGGCAUAAGAGGGGUGUUUGGUCUGUAGAGUUUUCACCAGUUGAUCAAUGUGUUAUGACAGCAUCUGGUGAUAAAACAAUAAAGAUAUGGGCCAUAUCUGAUGGUUCAUGCCUGAAAACAUUUGAAGGGCAUACAUCAAGUGUGUUAAGAGCAUCAUUCCUUACUCGUGGAACUCAAGUCGUUUCUUGUGGUGCUGAUGGUUUGGUAAAGUUAUGGACCAUUAAAACUAAUGAAUGCAUUGCCACUUAUGAUCAACAUGAGGACAAGGUUUGGGCCCUGGCUGUUGGGAAGAAGACAGAAAUGCUUGCAACUGGUGGCAGUGAUGCUGUUGUCAAUCUGUGGCAUGACUCUACUGCUUCUGAUAAAGAGGAAGCUUUCCGUAAGGAAGAGGAAGGGGUUCUAAAAGGACAAGAACUGGAAAAUGCUUUAUCGGAUACUGACUACACUAAAGCAAUCCAAAUUGCAUUCGAACUUCGCAGACCUCACAAACUUUUUGAGUUGUUUGCCGAGCUUAGCAGGAAGAGGGAGGCUGCAGACCAAGUAGAAAAAGCCCUUCAUGCCCUUGGCAAGGAAGAAUUUCGUCUGCUGCUUGAGUAUGUUCGAGAAUGGAAUACAAAGCCCAAGCUCUGUCAUGUUGCACAAUUUGUGCUUUUCCGGGUUUUCAGCAUGCUUCCCCCAACAGAGAUUACUGAGAUGAGAGGCAUUGGAGAACUCCUUGAAGGUAUCAUCCCAUAUUCCCAGAGGCAUUUCAGCAGGAUGGACAGACUCAUAAGGGGCACAUAUUUGUUGGACUACACCCUAACAGGAAUGUCAGUCAUUGAACCAGAAACUGAUGCCAAAGAGAUCAAAGACGAGCCGGAGACAUGGUCAGAAGUGAAGGAUUCAGGCGACCGGCCAUCACCAGAAAAUGCAGAUGAAGAGCAAGAACAAACCCUAGAAGGGCUGAAAGAGAAGGCAUCUUCAAAGAAACGGAAAUCGCGUAAAUCUGGAGACAGUGCACAGAAGAAAGUCAAGGAGACAGCUUACACGAAGAUCUCAGCCAUCUCAUUACAGGCGUAACACAUCAACAAAAUGCUUCUCUUUUUCUGUUUGUUUGCUAAUUUGUUUUAUUUUCCAUCACCAAAUUUAGGGUCCUUGAAUUUUUCUAGAGAAAAUGCCAGAUUUGUUGUAGAGGAUGGAGGAAGAAAAGAAAGGAAACUGUACCAUUGUUACAUUGUAUACCAAAUUUUGAUCGUUUCAGGGUAUAGGGUAGUGUAAAUUAUGAUUUCCUUUGGUUGAAUUGUAACCCUA